AUGACCCGCGUCUCGCCGCGACACCGGCGCGUGCCGCACGCGUACCGUGCCCCGCCUCCCCCGCCGCCCGCGUACUCGUCGCUAUUGCCCUCGCUGCCGAGCCUACCACCACUACCGCCCCUCGAGGUCGAGCUGCCCUCCGACACGGACGACACGUCGCGCAGCUCUCUGAGCGACGACUCGACCCCGCCCCGGCGCAGUGCCGACUCUACAGCCGACAACGCCGCCGACGACACCAAGGCUUCGGCAUACCGCGCCUUCCUGGCCGACGGUAUCUCGAGCGGGCAGUACACCCGCUCCGAGUGUCUCCGUGAGCUCAAGCGCCUCGUCCUCGAGCUCGAGAGCGCGUGCAAAAAGCGAGGCACGCUGCCCGGUGAGACUGCUGCUGCGGUCAAAGAGCGCCGCCGCUUGACGACCGUCGACGAGUAG
Vanrija pseudolonga is the source of this 429-nucleotide messenger RNA. RefSeq lists its product as uncharacterized. The record is from RefSeq and is a predicted model, not a curated record. Lineage: Eukaryota; Fungi; Basidiomycota; Tremellomycetes; Trichosporonales; Trichosporonaceae. Bases 1 to 429 code for a protein of 142 amino acids. The transcript is spliced from 2 exons.